Molecule: messenger RNA, 3330 nt
Organism: Cyclopterus lumpus (lumpfish)
Lineage: Eukaryota; Metazoa; Chordata; Actinopteri; Perciformes; Cyclopteridae
Product: integrin alpha-6-like
Exons: 27
Coding region: 1-3330 (1109 amino acids)
Biological process (GO): cell adhesion mediated by integrin; cell-matrix adhesion; cell-cell adhesion
Cellular component (GO): external side of plasma membrane; integrin complex
Molecular function (GO): integrin binding
Source: RefSeq, a predicted model, not a curated record
AUGAGUUCCCAUAACGCUCAGAGCAUGUUAGAUUUGGGAUCGACUAUCAUCACACUGCCAGUGGAGGAGACUUUGGCUCAGAGGGUGUGUCUCAGUGCUCUCAGAGAGCACAGGCACAGCACAAGAAUGGGCAGAUUACACAUUUUAAUUGAAAUCAUGGCAAAGCACUGGCACGUGGUGUAUCUGUUAAGUUGCUGGCACUUCGGGACUCUUAAUGUUACAGCUUUCAAUCUGGACACCCAGAAUGUGCUGCAGAGAAAUGGAGAUCCAGGAAGCCUGUUUGGAUUUUCGGUUGCGUUCCACCAGCAGCUGAACCCGGCCAAAAAGAAUCUAUUGCUGGUCGGAGCGCCACGAUCAAAACACCAGAACCAAGUAAAUGUUACAGGUGUUGUUUACCAGUGUGACCUUAUUAAAACAUCCGAGCGCUGCCGGCCCAUUGAGUUUGAUAGCGAAGAGUUCCUCGAUAGUAAAGGCAUAAACAACCAGUGGAUGGGAGUUAGAGUGACGAGCCAAGGUCCUGGUAAAAAUGUAAUGACUUGUGCUCAUCGAUACCAGCAGUGGAGCCCGAGUCCGAGCCUUUAUGUCCCUCGCUUGGUGACGGGCCAGUGUUACCUCUUAGGAGAUGACCUGCAGGUCGGGAAGGAGGAGAGGACGUGGAGGAGGGUGGUUUGUGACUCCGAACACUUGACCAGACGUCAAAAGGACCCGGACUGGUUUUCAUACUGCCAACAGGGUCACGGAGCAUCCUUUGCGAAGGACAACGUGUCUCUGUUAUUUGGAGCGCCAGGAGCAUAUCAGUGGAAAGGAAUCGUACGAAUGGAGCUCUUGGAUAACCUGGACAUCUCCAGUGCAGAUUCUCGUGAGACUGGUGAUAUUGACCAGUUCAACAUGAAACUCAUUCCUCUCCAAAGAAACAGCUACCUGGGAUUCUCCAUUGACUCUGGUAUGGCCCUCCUCAGACAGGGGGAGCUGACCAUCGUGUCCGGAGCGCCCAGAGGCGGUUACAGUGGCCAGGUGGUAUUUCUUAAGGCGGAUCCUGAGGCGCAGAGAAGUUUGUCUGUGGAGUUAAUCCUCUCUGGUCCAGGCCUGGCCUCCUCCUUUGGCUACGAUGUGGCUGUGGUGGAUUUCAAUGGUGAUGGGUGGGAGGACCUCGCUGUCGGAGCGCCGGAGUUCUUUGUUAAAGACGGUUUGGUCGGAGGAGCAGUCUACAUCUAUAUCAACAGCAAAGGGAACAACUGGGAGAACAUUGUUCCAACUCAACUUCUUGGCCAUAAAGACUCAAUGUUUGGCCUCGCGGUGGAAAACGUAGGAGACAUCAAUCAAGAUGGUUAUGGAGAUGUUGCAGUGGGGGCUCCUUAUGACGGUUCUGGUCAAGUAUACCUGUACUACGGUUCAUCAGAUGGCAUCAACAAGAAGCCAGUGCAGGUACUCUCAUCGGGAUCCAAUAAAGUUACUCUGUUUGGAUAUUCUCUGUCGGGUAACUUGGACAUGGAUAACAAUCAGUACCCAGACCUGGCUGUGGGAUCGCUGUCUGAUUCUGUCUUUGUCUUCAGAGCGAGGCCAGUGGUCAGUGUCAGCAGCUCUCUGAGGGUGACGCCCGCUGAAAUAGACAUCACAAAGGAACAAUGUGAUAAACGCACAUGUUAUUUUGCAGCUCAGGCAUGCUUUACCUACACGGCACAUCCAGCAUCGUUCAACCCUAAAUUGACGCUCAACUACAAGUUUGGAGCUGAUGCUGAGAGGAAACAGAUGAGGCUUCCUCACAGAGUGGACUUCCUGGCUUCAUCUCAAGGAAAACUGGAGCUGCCCGGACAGAAGAGACAAAUCUGUACUGACACCCAACUACGACUUCUGCGUGAUAUUAAGGACCGGCUGCACAGUAUCCCUGUGUCCAUCACUGCGUCUCUGUGGAGCUCCAGUCAGACCCCCGGGACGAGUGCAGAUCUGCCCGACAUUACUCCGGUCCUCGAUCUCUUCCAGCAAAACAGUAUUGUCUCAGAGAUUAUCUUAAUAAACAAGGGCUGUGGCAUGGACAACAUCUGCCAAAGUAACCUUGAGUUACAGUACAAGUUCUGUUCCAGAAAAACACAAAAUAAUCAAGAUGUUUUCCAAUCACUCGCCAGGGAGGAUGGUGUUGCAGUCAUCACUCCUUCUGAAGAAGACAUAGCUCUGGAGAUCAUUGUGACGAACAGAAACGGGGAUGACGCGCACCAGAGUCACUCCGGCAUCAGCCUCCCGGAUACUCUUCAUUACUCCUCCAUUGUCUACGGUUCAGCAUCAGAGACACAAGUGAGUUGUACAGCCAAUGACAAAGGAACACUAAUAGACUGUGAACUGGGAAACCCGCUCCGAAGAGACGCAGAAGUUACUUUUUAUGUCCUACUUGCAACAUCCGGCAUCUCACUGAGUACAAAAGACGUCAUCGUCACACUGCAACUUGAAACGACGAGUGUGCAGACGAUACAACCAGUUGAGGCAUUAGCCAAAGUGGUUUUUGAGCUGGAGCUACAAGUAUAUGGACUAGCCAGGCCCUCUCAAGUGUCACUUGGGGAAAACUUGAGGGGUGAGAGCGCCAUAACGUUGGUGGAUGAAAUUGGAACUGCAGUUCUAUAUGAAUUUAGGAUAACAAAUUUGGGCAGACCACUGAAAUAUUUUGCCAAUGCAUCACUAAACAUCCACUGGCCAAAGGAGAACUCUGUAGGAAAAUGGCUUCUGUACUUGACUCAGAUCAGCAGUAAAGGUGUUCAGUCUGUCCCCUGCUCACCUGUGGAUGAGGUCAAUCCACUGAAACAUGUGAAGGGUUGGCAUGACUCCUCAAGGAAAAGACGUGAAGCCGAACAUGAAGCGAUCUCAACUGAUGGAUUCACAUUUCUUACAAAAAGAAGGAAAUACAAAACUUUGACCUGCUCAGAUGGACUGAAGUGUGUGCAGAUACGCUGCCCUCUGCUGGGUUUGGACAGUACUGCAGUGAUGGUUCUGCAUUCCCGGCUCUGGAACACCACUUUCACAGAGGAUUACAGCUCUUUGAACUACCUGGACAUUGUUGUGGAUGCUAGUCUCAGUUUGACAAACUCUCCAGAGAAUAUUGAACUGAAACCGGAGAAGCUUGGGACAAAGGUAAAACUGACGGUGUUCCUGGAGAGAAAAGCUGAACGUGUCACCAAAGUGGCGUGGUGGAUAAUCUUCCUGACUGUGAUUGCGUUGCUCCUGCUGUUGGCAGUUCUUGGCUUCUUGUUGUGGAAGCGGGGGUGCACCAACUGCCUCGCUCAGAACAAGAAGCGCCAACACGAUGGAGAUCCAAACAAAGAGACCGCUCCCCUCAAAGGCUAA